Molecule: messenger RNA, 290 nt
Organism: Pistacia vera
Lineage: Eukaryota; Viridiplantae; Streptophyta; Magnoliopsida; Sapindales; Anacardiaceae
Product: serine carboxypeptidase-like 25
Exons: 3
Coding region: 33-290 (85 amino acids)
Biological process (GO): proteolysis
Molecular function (GO): serine-type carboxypeptidase activity
Source: RefSeq, a predicted model, not a curated record
CAGAUGUAUCAGUUCUUCCAAUUUAUAGACAAAUGAUAGCUGGUGGAUUGAGAGUUUGGGUUUUCAGUGGAGAUGUGGACUCAGUGGUGCCAGUUACUGCAACAAGGUAUUCUCUGGCACAACUGAAAUUAACAACCAAAAUUCCAGGGUAUCCUUGGUAUGUUAAGAAGCAGGUGGGAGAAUGGACAGAAGUUUAUGAAGGGCUAACAUUUGCAACGGUGAGAGAGGCAGGUCAUGAGGUGCCACUCUUCAAGCCAAGGGCUGCUCUGCAGCUAUUCAAAUCAUUUUGA